GCUGAGGUCCGUGUUGGAUCAAAGGGCAAUAUACGGUCAGCAUUCAAAAUCCACUUUCACAUUUUGCACCAUUAAUGUUCUUCAACAUUUCCAUACAUAUUAUCCAAAAAUCAUGAGCUCCUUCAUCAGUUCUACAUUUUCCACCCAUGUCAACCAUAACUUUCCCACACCCCAAACUCACCAUUGCAGCAAACUCCCCCUCUCCGUAAUCCGAGCAUCGGUUCAACCCGAACAAAACAUUGUGAUCGUCGGCAACCGGAGAAAACUCGUAACAACGUUUGUUGCUGCCUCACUGGCUGCACUAGGAUUGCAAGGCACACAGGUGGCAGUGGCAGAGAAUUGGGGCACGCAUUCGUUUCUCAGGGAACGGUUUUUCGAACCCGGUUUGUCGCCAGAAGACGCCGCUGCGAGAAUUAAACAAACUGCCGAAGGGUUACAUAGCAUGAGAGACAUGUUGGACACCAUGUCAUGGAGGUAUGUCAUGUUUUAUAUCCGACUGAAGCAGGCUUAUCUUUCUCAGGAUUUGAAGAACGCCAUGAAUACAUUGCCCCAAGGCCGUAAAGAUGUGUACGUGAAAACGGCAAAUGAAUUGGUGGAUAACAUGGCAGAGUUCGAUUAUUACGUUCGUACCCCGAAAGUAUACGAAUCGUACUUGUACUAUGAGAAGACAUUGAAAUCCAUAGAUGAUCUAGUGGCAUUAUUGGGGUAGAACAAUGCCUGCAGCUGAAGAUAUACAUAAGCAAUUGGCAAUUUGCUUCUAUGUGACCAUAAUUGUGGUUCGCAAUCAGUAAGAUCAGGGAAUGUUGAGUUUCAAUCAACGCUUAAGAAGACCAGUAUUUGGUUCUUUUGCAGCUGUUGUUCAUACAAUUAUAUAAGAAAUGCUGAAGCUUGAGUACAGAGAAUAGU
Hibiscus syriacus is the source of this 906-nucleotide messenger RNA. Its product is annotated as photosynthetic NDH subunit of lumenal location 2, chloroplastic-like. Gene Ontology annotation, molecular function: calcium ion binding. The record is from RefSeq and is a predicted model, not a curated record. Gene Ontology annotation, biological process: photosynthesis; photosynthetic electron transport chain. The coding region runs from base 113 to 709 and encodes 198 amino acids. NCBI's taxonomy places the organism in Eukaryota, Viridiplantae, Streptophyta, Magnoliopsida, Malvales, Malvaceae. The transcript has 2 exons. Gene Ontology annotation, cellular component: chloroplast; photosystem II oxygen evolving complex; photosystem II.